Trichobilharzia regenti is the source of this 4358-nucleotide messenger RNA. The record is from the annotation of a GenBank genome assembly. Lineage: Eukaryota; Metazoa; Platyhelminthes; Trematoda; Strigeidida; Schistosomatidae.
GACAUUGAUCAUUGACAUGUGGUUUUAUUUAGGCGCUCGAAACUUUUGAAACGGUACGUAUUGGUUCAGUUCACGAAAAUUAAUGCAAUGUUGCCAUUAUGCCGAACUUGAGCAGCCCCUGUCCAACUGAGAGAUGACACUUCGGCUCAAAUUAAGGUAUUAACAGUAAGGAACAGACAACCUUGAAAGAUCCAAUCAGGUUCUAAGUGUAGGUUGGUAUUUAACUAACGAAAAAUGUAUUCUUAAAAUACAUGUUACCGAAAUGAAUCACACAGGGUGAAUAUCCCUAAUAUGCUGUGAAAAUAGGCGUCGGCAACUCACAGGAGUGUCUGCAGACAUAUAAAACCAGUGUCGAUAAAAAAUCUAAGUGACUAUCUAUCAUAUUUUUCUUAGGGAGUUUCGAUUCCAAGAGGAAGGUGCCCAAAAGCCACCGUAAUUUACAACUCACUCAUUUAACAGUGGUUUUACUGAAUGCAUGACCAUCGAAAGCCUGGUACUACUUCUGCAAAGUCACUGUCCCUCCACAUAUCAAUCUUUUAGUCCUCCGUAUCAACCUAAUUUACAUGCAGAAGUCAAAAACUAAGUCAAGGGGAAACUUGAAAAGAUUAUUAUGAACAGCGUUCAUUCGUAAUGCUGAGUGAUCUAACUAAAGCUCAUUUGAUUUUGGUGGCUAUUGUUUACUCUUGCCUGCCAAAAUAGUUUCCUUUAAUGAAUUUGGUCUCUUGAACCACUUCGACAAACGAGUGACAUUUUUUCCUUGUGAAGUAACUUUUACUUUUCUUGUGUAAAUCAAAUCAGAAGCUUUUUCAUUUACUCUAACUGUCCCAAUUAGUUCAAGUAUUGCUUUAUGUCCACUUUCGAGGCAUUUUGUGUAAUUUAUGUAUCACCGCGUGUAUCCGAAUAAAUCGCAGCUAGCAUUUUCUUCGGAUGAACCGCAAAACGUGGAAUAAUGAUCUGCAGUCUGCCUAAGGAUUCUGCAGUGCGUCCGAAACCUACCCUCAAACAUUCUUCAAUGCACCCUAAGUUUCUGCAACUGACUAUAAGCCUGAAUUGAACAUCGUCUGCAAAUAAUAAAGUUGAUGUAAAAACUUUCGGCAGUUCGUUUACGUAUAAUAGGAUUAGAAGGGGGGCCAAGUUCAGUUACUUGAGGUACUCCACUCAUUACUGCUUUCCACCGUGAUAGUACACCAUUAAUUCUGACCUAUCCAUCAGGUAGUCCCUAAAGCACUCACAGAGGCGUUGGUCUAAUCCAAAACCUCUUAGUUUACUAAGAAGACCUAAAUGGGAUACCUUAUCGACUACUUUACUAAGAUCGGUAAAGACAACGUCAAAUAUAAGGUUCUUAUUCCUGGCUUCAAGCCAUUCUUCCCUAGCUAGCCGUAGGUCUGUCAGAUAGGAUCAUCCUGGUCGGAAUCCAUGCUGUUCCCCCGCCAUUAAGCUAUAUUUCCCCUUAUGAGCUACGAGCUGAUCCCUUAUGAUUGUUUCCAAUACCUUCACUCUAAUCCAUGUCAGUAGUUAGAUACCAACCGCUUGUUUCCCUUUUUGAAGAUAGGGCUUACAAUUGUAUUCUUUCAGUCCCUGAGUCAGAGACAUUUGAAAAAUCUGUGUAAGUGGAAUGUAUAUUAUAUCCGCCAAGGAGAUUAGCAGUCUAGGGUGAAGUCUGUUGGGUCCCGAUGAUUCACCUAACUUCAGUUUGGGCAGUAAUUUGAGAAUCUCUGCGUCCUAUAUCACGAUCGAGGGCACUUUAGUGGCGAUGGCAGUGACUUCGCUAUGCCCUGGGUUGCACGACUAGAUGAAAAAACAUCGCAAAAGUAUCCCGAGAGCUUUCCGACUUUCGUUUCAUUUGACUCGGCCGCCUCUAUAGUACUGCUUAUGAGUGACGGUAUACCACUGCUAGUUUUAGUCCUACGUUUGAUAUACAAGUACAGGCUUUUUGGAUGAUGCACUAACUAUCUGUCAUACUCUACACAACUUUUGUAAGUCAUAUACUUACAGAAGUUUUGAAUUUUGCGGUAGUCCAUCCGAAACUCCUCCCUUCAUGUGACAGUAAACCGGUUUCAUGGGUUCUUUCGCUGUCUUAAUACCUUCCACAUUUCAUUUCUAAUCCAAGGUGGUUUAUGCAACAGCUUUUGAAGCAUAGACCAAGGUAUAAAAGGUGCGGUGACGCAAUCUGGUGCAUUACUAAAUCUUACCCAAGCUUCCUCGACAGUCUGAUUUAUAUCAAAACUGACUUGUCAGCUUGGGUUGCUGCGCUCCGGAUCGCAGAUAUAUUCACUUUUCAAAUAUUUGGACGAGCAGUUGUUGACCUAUGUAUAGUAGCGUGAAUCUUAAACGUAAAAGUGUUAACUACAUGAUCACUACUGCCUAGCAGCGGAAGGCACCUAAUGUCACCGACAUCCUCUUUCUGGUGUGUUAGCACCAGGUCUAGAGUAGACGGAUCAUGUUCAGAGUGGUAUCGUUUUGGUGCAUGUACAUUCUGCACAAGUGCACAUUCAAACACUGUCGGCGUGUUUCCUGUUGAAACAGGUACGCAACCUAGUGGAUGUUAAUUCCUCCCAAUCAAUAGUUGAGGCGUUCAAAUCACCUACUAUUGGACACCUAUUUCUACUACUCCACACCCGAGGUUAUUUAGUACGAAAUUAUCAUCUUAGCUGGUAGAACUUCUAUAAAUAACCCCAAUCAUCAAACUACCCUUGUUUAAGUUAAUGACAGCUUGCUGCUUCAUUAGUGCCGCUGCCAUGCGCUUCUGACAACGUUGACCUAAUUCCUAUGUCUUCCCGGAUAUAUAAGGCAACCCCAACACCUUUCCAACAAAUCAAUGUCUGCUCUAACGCAGGUGUACCCAGAUAUGAGUGGAGUUAAGUCCACACCCACUAACAACCAUGUUUCAGUGAUAGCAGCCAUAUCAAGUUGUAGUCUUUCAGAUAAUACUUCCAAUUCAGGGACCUUAUUCCUAAGAGGUAGUGGUAGUGUCACCCAGUGAUCUUACAAUGUUGCUACUACUUGCCCUCUUAGAUUUAUCGCGACCUUUUGCGUACCAUUGCAGACCUUUUGGUAUACUGUGCCUCUUUUGCGUCUAGCGCUUCUGAAUAUGGUUCAGUCUCAGUCUUAUGAGACUUUUGUCAAUUUCUUCGACAUAAGAAGUCCUACGGCCUCUUGGAUGAGGACGUCCAACGAACUGCUGCAACACCGUCAGGGACGAUAGCUUACUACAUCUAUCAUACUGCAUCCAUCAUCAACAUGAAAGUGGCAGUUUAGUCGUCCACAGUUAUUCGUGAGAUUUAUGUCGGUAUGUUUAUAAGAUUACAGAGACAAAUAUGUGUGUAUGUGGAUACACACAGCUGUAUAUAAACCUUAGGAGAAGCCACGAAAGGAGACAAAAAAUAUUUGAGCUAAUUAUGCUGAUUAGAGUAUACCAAAAGGCUUCUGGUAGGAUUUACACAACAAAAGCAGAAGUUACUUCACAGCGUGAAAAAUGCCACUCUCCCUUUUUCAAAGUUUAGGUUGGGUUGUCUGCAGUUACCCAACCGACAUAUUUGCUUCAUGUGUUCCCAUCUAAUAUCAUCGUAAAGGCAAUACAUGGUGGUCGGUAUGCAUUUCUGCAGGAGCACAAGUGGUUUGGGAAACCAACUCCUUCAUUAGAAAAGAAGUUGAAGCUUAAAUUCGAGGGAUGGUGUCAUCUUUCAAUACAACAGGGAUUGCUUUAUUCCGGCUUUAUGGCGUUCGCUAGUGCUUCAUUGGAGGAGAAACACAUCAGAAGGGUUAUUUUAAAACCUUUUGCUGAUCACAAUAAUAUAAGUCUUAUUUGUCUAAUUAUUGCCUUUUUUAUUUAUAGGCCUGAGUAGAUAAUGCAAUCAAUAAAGAGAAGUACACUACUAACUGGAUUACCAGUGUCGAAAAAUCCUCAUCUUAUUUUAACAUCCUUGUAUAAUCGUAUUCUCAAGGUGUUAGCACUUAUGCCUGAAGAAUCUAGUUAUCGUAGACAUACAAGUGAAGUAGUACAAUCUAGGCUAAAUGCUGUUAAUAAGAUACCAGAUGUUCCUACUCUUGAAUCGACUAUCGAUUGUGGUCAAAUUGAAGAAGUUAUCGUACAGGCUGAAAGGGAAUAUGAUUUAGCUCGUAAUAUGCUUAAAUGGAAGCCAUGGGAAAAACUGCUUGAAGAAGCUCCUCGUGACCAAUGGAAGUGGCCACUUUAAAAUAACCUUCUUUUCUUUUGUAAUAUACUUUAGUGUGUUAUGCUGUUUCGAAAAAAAGCCAAAUAGAUUGUAGAUCUUGAAAUUUUAAUGCCAUUAACUUUGAAUUCCUUCUCCCUUCCGUUUUGUGAAUAAAGAUUACGGAAUAUACACAUUCGAUCAUAG